GUUUACUACCCAAAAAAACAAAGACGAAUUACUACCUGGACAACCAUAUAUUGAUCAAUUUGUCACCCAGGCGCUUAGGCAAUGUGCGAGGUCCUGUCCCGAGUCUGAAACAGGUCUAUCACGAUAAUCUUUCCCCCAAUCUCUCAAUUGGCGUUUUCGUGAAGCCUGUAGUCGCACCGCUUCGUUUAUUGUUGUACCCAUAGUCAAACAAAAUCCUUGGCCCUCGCUCUGACCACCAGGGGUCAAGAACCACCCCGCCAAACGCCAACGAUCCGACCGACCACCGAUACCAAGAACAUUCAACCACGGAUCUUCAAGUGACCUGUCAAAUUCUACCAUAGAAGUUUGGCGAUCACAGUCAGUCAAUGGAGAACUAUCAGAAGCUGGAGAAGAUCGGUGAAGGUACCUACGGUGUUGUUUACAAGGCCAGAGAUCUCCAGAACAGCGGCCGUAUUGUGGCCCUCAAGAAGAUUCGCCUCGAGGCUGAAGAUGAAGGAGUCCCUAGCACCGCCAUCCGCGAGAUCUCCCUCCUCAAAGAAAUGCGCGACCCCAACAUCGUCCGGCUCUUCAACAUCGUGCACGCCGACGGCCAUAAGCUAUACCUCGUGUUUGAGUUUCUCGAUCUGGAUCUGAAGAAGUACAUGGAGGCGCUACCCGUCAGUGAUGGCGGCCGCGGCAAGGCACUGCCGGAGGGUACUGGCGUCGAACUGGGACGCCUGGGCUUGGGCGAUAUGAUGGUCAAGAAGUUCAUGAGUCAACUGUGCGAAGGCGUUCGCUACUGCCAUAGUCACCGAGUUCUUCAUCGCGAUCUCAAGCCCCAGAAUCUGCUCAUCGAUCGGGAUGGCAACCUCAAGCUGGCUGAUUUUGGCUUGGCCCGCGCUUUCGGUGUCCCGCUCCGAACUUAUACCCAUGAAGUCGUGACGCUUUGGUACCGUGCCCCGGAAAUUCUCCUCGGUGGUCGGCAAUACUCGACCGGUGUGGAUAUGUGGUCAGUGGGUUGCAUCUUUGCUGAGAUGUGCACCCGGAAGCCUCUCUUCCCAGGUGAUUCUGAGAUCGAUCAAAUAUUCAAGACAUUCCGUCUCUUGGGAACCCCCACAGAAUAUGUUUGGCCUGGUGUCACUUCGUACCCCGACUUUAAAGCCUCAUUCCCCAAGUGGAUUCGCGAUACGUCGCAGCCAUUGUGCUCAAAUCUUGAUGAUCAAGGUCUAGACCUGCUUGAAGCCAUGCUUGUCUACGACCCAGCCGGCCGCAUAUCAGCGAAGCAGGCUUGUGUCCACCCUUACUUCCGCGACUUCGCCAAACCUCAGAGCAACUAUAGUUCCACUGGUUAUGCCUAGAUGGCACAAGUGGUUACUCAUUAGAUACGCAUCGAGGCUAUGUGGAAGUAUGUGGAAGAGCCUGCCAACGCUAAGUACUUUACUUUGGCUAUCUGAAUAUUGCUAUUUGUGGCCUGGCCGCCGGACUCCGAUAUUCCCUACGCUUCAUUGGCUGCUUGAGCGUUCCUAUAGCAUGCUUUGCUUGCGAUUGCGCCUCGCAUAUACACAUGAUAUGAGCGGUUCGUUCAUGGAAUUUGAGCCCAGUUUAUAGGUAUUGAAAGGGAUAUGAGCAAUAGACUGGAACUCGUGGGCUGAGCUGGCUUUUCCGAGGGCAUAGACGAGGCAGGAUUCCUGCUUCGCGGAAGGGUUGGCAGCCUCGGGUUUGAUGAUAUGAUGAUAACGCUUAUGCGGUUAGAGUAGUGGUAAUUCUGUUUGUGUAUAGUUUUUUUUUCUUCUUCUUUCCCUUUGCCGGACAAGUUGAUUAUGUGGAUUGCGCCGCGAGACGUACCAAGAUACCAAGAUACCAAUUCAGGCUCUUUGCCUUGCAAUCAAUACUGAAACUAAAGGGUCAAUUAUACCUGUACCGCCUACUUUAUUGCCGUGUAUCACAGAUAUUGAUAUGUGUGAACCCGAAUCUCCAAACCGGAAUCCAUG
Messenger RNA from Xylaria bambusicola, 1970 nucleotides. Its product is annotated as kinase-like domain-containing protein. The coding region runs from base 366 to 1337 and encodes 323 amino acids. Gene Ontology annotation, molecular function: ATP binding; cyclin-dependent protein serine/threonine kinase activity; cyclin binding. The record is from RefSeq and is a predicted model, not a curated record. NCBI's taxonomy places the organism in Eukaryota, Fungi, Ascomycota, Sordariomycetes, Xylariales, Xylariaceae. Gene Ontology annotation, cellular component: cytoplasm; nucleus; cyclin-dependent protein kinase holoenzyme complex. The transcript is spliced from 4 exons. Gene Ontology annotation, biological process: protein phosphorylation; regulation of gene expression; signal transduction.